Molecule: messenger RNA, 1519 nt
Organism: Daldinia decipiens
Lineage: Eukaryota; Fungi; Ascomycota; Sordariomycetes; Xylariales; Hypoxylaceae
Exons: 1
Coding region: 272-1321 (349 amino acids)
Biological process (GO): positive regulation of catalytic activity
Cellular component (GO): fungal-type vacuole; cell periphery
Source: RefSeq, a predicted model, not a curated record
CGAAAGUUUGAUGGAAGCUGGCGCCUACACAAACUCAUAUAUACGUACACACGCCCGGCGUUAUACAUAUCUAUACCUUUGGAGCGGUUCUUUUUCUACUCGACACGCUAAUUAGCCACCCCGCCUCUUCCGCGUCCUGAUGACACAAGCUGCCCAAUGUAUGUGAGAGGAUGACUAGCUAUUUUGUCUGCUUAUUCGACUAUCGCCGCCCUACUUCGCCUUUAUCCUUAGAUUUUCGCAUCCCUAUGCCUCUACUACACCGAGCAUUGCGAUGACCCGAAAUCCUUUGCGGACCACCGUGCCCGCUUGGGUGGAAUUGUAUGAUGAGCACGCCCAUGGGCCGAGAAAGGACAAACACAUCAACCCUCCCCCACCAAGUGUCCGCCCGGAACAGAAUAAAGGAAACCAAUUAAAACGAAGGGUAUCGAAGGAUGGCUACAUUGACUGGGUCGACGAAAAACAUGAUCGUGUAUCUAAACUCCCUGUGUUUUUGAGAAAACGAGCCGACAGGCCGGGACGACGAUGGGAUCAUUUGCGCACGGCAGAGCCAGUUAUUAUGGGACUCGGCUAUCGAGCACCUAAUGAAGAUCCUUACGAGAGAUGGCGGGAUUUUAUCCAUUCGUCUUCCUAUGGAAGAAAUCCCGAUGACGAGUACGAAGUGGUACCCUAUGAUGUCCUCGAACGACAAAUGCCAGGCCUCGAUCAGCCUGUACGAAGCCCAUUUCAUCCGUUAGAUCCGAAGACCAAGAGAAUAUCUAGAAAGGAUACGUGGGGGAUGAAGAUCUCGAAUUUUGUACUGCGGCAUCCAAUAGCGCCGCUUAUAUUCCGUCUAAUCGUUUUAAUCACCACCAUCGCAGCUCUUGCUGUGGCAACAAAUAUCUUCCAAAAAGAGAAGAGCCCAGAAACCCCCGACGACAAUACCCCGGAGACUUCGCAAGCGAUUGUAGCUAUAGUCAUUGACGCGAUAGCUAUUCCUUAUAUUUUAUAUAUGACUUGGGACGAAUAUACAGGGAAACCCUUAGGACUUAGAGCACCAGCGCAGAAGAUAUCGCUAACGCUCUUGGACCUCAUUUUCAUCGUGUUGAAAUCUGCUAGCACGGCACUGGCUUUCGAAGCGUUGGUGUAUCAUAGCGGGGACGGUCUGUCGACAGUUCCUGAAUGGGCAGCAAUGGAGAGAUUGUCUUUGCAUCUGGCUAGGGGUCUUGCGGCGUUGACGCUGGUAGGGUUGAUCGCCUGGAUUCUGAAUUUCACUAUUAAUGUUUUCAGACUGGCAGAGAAGCUCGGCGGGAUAGAUAACGUAAAUGAAAAAUGGGUUAGGUAAAUAGCUUGUAAGGAUAGCGUAUAAGGAGAUGAAUAUACCCCAAGAUGAUAACGUUAAUAUUAUUUAGCCUGAGGGUUUUGUAAAACAUUAGCGGAAUGUAAACAACUUUAUUUGCGAUGCUUGACCUUAGGUAGGUAGGUAGGCAAACUGUCUUGGAUCAAAAUGUCCAGGCAUCGUUCUUUAUAUGCAACAGAUGGC